Messenger RNA from Ostrea edulis (European flat oyster), 1565 nucleotides. RefSeq lists its product as uncharacterized. The record is from RefSeq and is a predicted model, not a curated record. Lineage: Eukaryota; Metazoa; Mollusca; Bivalvia; Ostreida; Ostreidae. Bases 414 to 1235 code for a protein of 273 amino acids. The transcript has 3 exons.
GGGGGGCUGGUAUCUGUACCUCGGUCAGAAUAUUUUUUCGCACGUUUCGCGGGUCAGAAAUUUUUUUUCCAGUACAGUUUAUAUAGAAAAUUUUUUUGCCAAUUUUUUUUUUUCAUAUGGCAAAACAUUGAGCCAGAUUAUUUUUUCCAAGGCACAUGCAGCCAGACUAUUUUUUUCAGUAAAAAUCAGGAUCAGAAUUUUUUUUUCUCUAAAAAAUACCAGCACCCCCGCCAAAAUCAAAUGGUCCGUGCCUUACAAAUUUCAUGGCUUUAACUCAUGGUUUUACAAAUUCAGGAACAUCGUAUAAAAAAAAUUUAUUUUAAUUUGGGAUAUAACUUUGUAAGCGUUUCAGCAGUUGAAGUAUUUCUCAAAUGACAUCCUAUUCUGCAUGGUACAUGUUUAUGUGAGUAAAUAUGAAAUUGUCCCUUUUCUGGAAUUAUUUUUCGUUUUCCUUAUAUAAUUCAGAAAGCUCUAGAGAGUCAAGAUCCAGAUCUGCAUCUCCCCACAAUGAUAGUGACAGUGACAGUCCAGCUGAACAACCAGCCAGACAAAGAGGUCGUGGAAGAGGCCGGGGUCGAGGUCGUGGAAGAGGCCGGGGUCGAAGUCGGGGAAAUGUAGUUCGUCGAGCUAGAGGAGGUAGGAGGGGAAGAGGAGUCCAAAGACCUAUUGGACCAAACAGAGCUGAGGUAGCAGCUGCCACACUCGAGGAAAGAAAUCAACAACUUCAGGAAUGUAUAUCACGGCUGUCUGAAGAUGAUUUGAGGGGACUUGUUGGCCGGAUAGUGACCAGAGACCCUGCCUUUGUCUUUGAUCUACUGGACCAGGACAACACCCAGCAAGGCGGACACCACCCUGUCCCUGAUAGUCCAACUCCAGACUGGUGCACCUGUACUUACUGUCGCCAGAUGCCCACAGAGGCUGAGAAACUCUGUUGUGGUAGAAACAGAGAAAAUUGUUAUUCCAGGAUACCAGAUUUCAACCUGAUUGUGCUUGAUGAAGCUGUACUUGCUGUUGCUAGAAGGUUCAGAGAGGAACUUCUAGUAAUGCCAAAUGACAACGAUUAUAAUCGGUCGAAUCGACAUGCUGCCUACCGCCAGUACAUUGUAUGGACACAUGGCAGGCUAGGUGCAGGAGACCGUCGUGUCAUUCCUAGCUGCUGUGUUUGGAGAAUUCGUGAUAAAUAUCCAGAUGCUUUUGGACAGUAUAAAGGUUUUGUUGGGGGUCGUUUUAAUUGAAAAUAAAUAACUUUUUGUUGUUACAUGUCAUUUUUUAAUAAUAAUACCAGAGGUAUGUUGCUCCAAAGUGAAAGUCAUCAUUAAAGUGUUAUGGAUGUCAUUACAAAUUGGUUGACCACAAUGAAAAAAUUGUUUCUAAAUGAAACUUAUCAUGUUCCCUUAACUUUCUCUCUUCCUCAUAACCAGAUUUGAUGGAAGCUGCAUGACCAGUAUCCUACAGGCAGCAGAGUUUACAUACACUUCUGGCUACCUCACAAACAAUUUCAAAAAAAUAAUAAAUGUAGACAUCACACAUAAAUUAACGUAGCGAUCACACAUAAAUUUACAAAU